Messenger RNA from Trametes versicolor FP-101664 SS1, 156 nucleotides. RefSeq lists its product as uncharacterized. The transcript has a single exon. The record is from RefSeq and is a predicted model, not a curated record. NCBI's taxonomy places the organism in Eukaryota, Fungi, Basidiomycota, Agaricomycetes, Polyporales, Polyporaceae. The annotation marks the transcript as partial.
CUGCACGGCCCCCGGGACGCCGGCGGCCGUCGCCAGCGCCGCAAGACGGUCACCUGGGAUCCCCGGUGCGACGUGCUCGAGUUCGACGUCGGCGAGAACGAGCACCAGGAUGUGUACUACUCCGAGGACGACUACGGCACCCCCAGCGACGAGGAG